Westerdykella ornata is the source of this 1666-nucleotide messenger RNA. RefSeq lists its product as uncharacterized. Lineage: Eukaryota; Fungi; Ascomycota; Dothideomycetes; Pleosporales; Sporormiaceae. The transcript has 2 exons. The record is from RefSeq and is a predicted model, not a curated record. Bases 397 to 1266 code for a protein of 289 amino acids.
GGCGGCAUGUGGUAGGUAUCUUUUCGCAUUGGAGUUUAUGCAUGGCGAGUUAUCAAGGGAAUAAAUGUGUGUAAAGUUCUCCAUUUCCUCCAUCUAUUCUACUUCUCUUAGCCGACCUCCUUUUCAUUGUCAUAUCUCAACUGUGUCUGCUGGAACCGCUAGAAUUAGCAUUCGUCUUGAAAUCGGUGUGGGGGUUGGCGAGAGUUGGGCCAAUCCUCGAUUGAGAGCGAAUCCUAACGAUACCCCACGGCGUCCCGGAGGCACGGAGGCAUUGUUGUCAACUAGCUUGUGGAGUUCCGGAUCCUUGACUCUUCCCGCUUUCAAUUAAUUACCGUUUGGUAGACUGAGCGCGUUACUUCGAAGUUACACGAUAUCUCCGUCCCCCUCAAAACGACAAUGUUUCACAUCCUUCUCCUCUGUGUGCUCGCAGCAGCGCAAUCGGUAUCUCCUCCGCCUCCACCGCCCUCGGGGCCAAAUCUGGGAUACAGAAAACUAUGGGACCUCCAGAACAUGUUCUGGACGCGUUUCAAGUAUCCGAACAAUGUGGCUGAAGCGAUGAGCCUCAAUUCUACCAUCUUCAGCGAGAAUGUCCAAGGUCGCGUGUCUGAUACGCGCAACUUUGAAGGCCGUGAGCUCAACACCGAAUACAUCUUCGGUCUUUUUAUCCCGUCUGAAUCAGUGUCCGUGAUCGGCCGGCCCGGGGACUACGAGAUUCUCCAGUUCGCUGCGAACCAAAACAUCGCGGCGGCUACGACCCGGGUCCAGUUCACAUUUCCCUCUUUCAAGAACCUCUCUUUUCCCGUGGUCAUUGAUACUUGGCUUACCUGGAAUGAGAACGACGAAAUCACUCAGUAUGACGUUGUUUUCCGGUGGUUCGGAUAUCUUCUCCAGACCCUCCUUGCUGCUGGUGGUGAUGGCACGCCCGAGGAGAACGCUCAUCACGCCGCACAAGCCAUAGCGACGUCCAUCUGCAAGAAGCACGAGAAAUUCUGCACCGGUACGAACAAGCAAUACGAUUCGUUCGACCAGUGCUUCAAGUUCCUCACGCAAGACAUCCGCGUUGGCCAAAGCUUUGAACUGGGCAUGGACACGCUACUGUGCCGAAAUGUUCAUGAAGUUAUGGUCGCAUUUCGCCCAGAGGUACACUGUAGCCACAUUGGGCCCACUGGUGGCGGGAUGUGCGACGAUACGAUUUCGUACCAGACGAAAGCUUCGGAAGAAUAUUUCACGAAUUCAGCUUGGAUUCCGUCGGCAAAUGAUUUAUAGAUGGCAGUCCGAAGCCCUGCGAUUGGUAGGUUGUCGGUUUGGAAUAGAUCUUUCGGGCGGCUUCCGAGGAUAGUUCAUUCUUCUGGGUCCAUUCGCUGUGGGCUCAUAUAUUAUGUAAGUACAGAUGUAUUCUUGUAUUACUUUUUGUAAACUCUCGAUUAUAGGUUUCUGUCAGUAGAUGGAGUUCUGGGGAAAGAGGAAAGUUUACGAUAAUGCAACCAAGGGGACUCAAGCAACAGUUUAUGCCAGUCGCUCUACAAUUUCUUCGUAUCUGUAUUGGUUUGGUAAGGGCGACCAAUUUCGCACCGACACCCGGACAACGCUGGCAGAGCCAUGCAAUGCCUAGUGGAGCACCGCCAGCUUGGUACAACCUCACGACCCAAACGCGGCUACAGGGCCU